AUGACAAAUAAAACAUCCGAAGGAAUUAACAGUAAUGAUGGCCAGGCUGUGAAGACAGUUGCAUCAUUUCGCGCAAGCUUCUUUAAACAUGUUGGACGUACACAGUCCCUAAGCUCUUCUAAAACAUCAGGAAGUGUUGAAUCUGAUGAAGGUCCUAAGAACGAGCAAGCAAAGGUCAAAAACAUUCAUGUUUCUGACGUUACGCCUCCGCCUGGUUUUGAAAAGGUUGUACGGAAGGCUUCAAGAAAGCAAGACAAACAGACUAUAUCUGAUGAAGAAAAAUGUUUUUCUAUGGCCAAGCAUAAUAUCUUAAUGAAAACACAUAACAAUCAUCAAUCCGCUGGGGAUUUAACUCAAUACAUCAAUCCGGAUUUAUUAAUUGGCCGCCGUUCUUCUCUCCAUCAAACUCCAACAGAUCCCCUAGAUAAGAAAAUACGCCAGAAAGAAGCUUAUAAAACAGCAAUGUGUCAGGCGUGGCUUCAAGGGAGAUGUUGCGCAUUCGGCGAACAAUGUGGUUUUGCUCAUGGCGAAGAAGAGUUGCAACCUUUACCGUUUGUAAACUUUGAGAAAGAGAGUUCAAUUGCAAUUAAUUUUAGACCAAACCGGCAAAAUCCAAAGUUUAAGACUCGGAUUUGUGAAAACUAUACUACAACAGGUAUAUGCCCUUUCGGCAAUAGAUGCUUCUUUAUUCAUCCACAACCGAAUGCAAGUAUUGACGAUGUGCUCGAAUACAAAGAGGCACUUGAUCAAAGAGCGCGCCAACUCGAAGGAAGGGCUAUUAUUCAGCAUGAGGAAGUCGUGAUUCCCCUUAAUCAGAUUGUUGCCAGUCCGAAAAGUAGUAAAAAGCCAAAACAAUUGAGAAAACUGGAAAGUUGUGGAGAUUUUUACACUCAAUUCCAACUCUCACAAAUGCAACAAAGAUUAGCACUUGAACAGCAAAUUCAAAAUGAAGCUCAGGCAAUAUUUACCGCUGGAGUGUUGGCGCAAACAGCAAAAACGUUGGAGAAUAGAGCGAUAGAACUUGAAAUUAAAAAGCAACAAUUGGAACAACAAACUCAAGCAAAUUUCGCCAAUUAUGAAAAUUUUCCUCUAAAUUCACCGACAAAUGGAAAUUUUGGAAUGCUUAGUAAAGGACCAACAAGUCGAUUUGCUGCCAUCAAGAAUUCAGCAAUAUCGGGAUCAAUGCCGCUAAUCCAUUCAAAUUCUUCCGGCAAUUUAUUGUACCAACAUCCCAAUAGCAAGAUGAAUAAUGAGAGAUAUGCUGAUAGUGUUUUUGAUCAUCCAAAAUCGUUCAAUUUUAAAAAAUCCACAAUAAUGCCAUCUGAUAUUAUGUUUGGAGCGAAUGAAGUGCUCGAUUUGAGUGAUAAGGAAUCCUCAGGACCUCACACACCCCCCGGCUUUUACCAAAAUCAUAUUGUUCCAAAAUGCUGUCUUGGCAACCAAUGGGGAUCGUUAACCUCUUCACACCAUAAUCAUGAAAAUUCUAUGUGGCCGUCUACUGUCGACUCCCCAGAAUUGAAGACAAAUCAGCAUAAAGAAGUCCUGCCCUCAUUCAGUUUGUUUGGACCAGAAAAUUUUAAUAAUAGUGUUAGUGGAAGCGGUGGAGAUUUAUUAAAUAUUUGUGGUUCAAAAAAUAUGUUAAAUGGAAGUUAUUGUAGUAGCGGGAAACGAUCACCUAUUAUGGGGGAAUUUAUGAACGGGUUGUUGUCAGGAAGACGUUCAUCUCAUACGCCUUUAUUGGAUGAAGGUGGGGGAGAAUCUGCUCAGGCAAUGUUAGAUAUGUUAUUAGAACCUGGAAGUAUUCAAAAGGUUAAUAAUCAUAGAGCAAAUCGUUCAGUUGAAGUUUUAUCAAGAGCUAAAGAUAAUACAGGGGAAUUAUCAGCUAUUGGCGCGGAGAAAAAAGCUGCGGAUUUAUUAAAAGUAUUAUCUCCGUCCUCAAAUAAUUCAUGGGAGGUCGGGGCACGUUCAACUGGAGCUUUAAAUAAACAAUUUGAAUCAAAAUUGAUUGAGCAAUUUGGACCUCCGCCAGGAUUUGAGCCUAAAGGGAAAGAUAUUGGAGGAGAAAAACAGUGUAAAGAUGUUGGGUUGUCAAUUAAACAUGAAAUUUUGAAAAAGAAUGAGGUGUCGAUAAAACACGAAAUUUCGAUAAAACAUGAACUGUCAAAAAGUGACGAGAUGUCAAUUGACCGUUUAAUUAGAGAAAAAGUUGGAAAAUUGCCAGUAGUAAAUUGUCUGUUUGGAAGACAUGGGUCAAACGAUUCUACUGAAAAGUUAAAAAAUAAUUGCGGAUUUGAGAAGGAAGAAGAUAAAAACGUUUUGAAUUCGACAAGUAGUGAUUAUAAUGGAGGCGUAGCAAUAACAACAAAAUCUAGUGGAGAUGAUCGUUCGGUUGAUAACGAUUCUAGUUCGCCCAUAUAUGGAAGUUCCUUCCCUACAACUGCGCCUAUCUCAGGCGCUACUUUUCAGCAAAUUAAUCAAUUCCAAAAUGAUUAUCCUCCAUUGGAAACGUCACCAUACGGUUCAAACAGUUCACUUCGAACGCAAGUCACCUCAAACAUUGUCAGCUCACUUCGAAAAAAUCUUGAGCAAAUAUGGACAUCAAGUUUGCCAGAGAUUGAUCAAAAUUCUAAUAGUAGCAACACAAAACAAAUAGAUAAAAUAAAUUACAAUAAACUCGAAGAAACUGGAAGCAAAACUACAGUGAUUGAAACCACAAUAAUUUCUAAUAAUGAAACUAAUAAAAACAGUGUCACAAAAUUGUGUUAUUCCGAUGUUGCAAAGAAGGCAGUAAAAAGUGAGGAUAUCGAGGUUCUUGGGCAAGAAAUAGAAAUUAUUGGGUUGCCACAUGAGACUGGAAAAGAUGGCAAUUUGAAUAAAAAUUUUGAGCCUGGAAGUGGGAAACAAACUUGGGCUAUGCGUGCAAUUAGAAAGUCGUGUCUUGGUGGGAAAUCUACAUCCACGCCUUCUCUUUCUCGUUCUGUUUCUAUGGGGGUUGAACAAAUUGUUAGCAAGAUGGAAAGUAAAUAAUAUUUAAAGGGUUUAUGUAUUUAAAUUAUGUUUUGUUGCAUAAGCUUGCGUGAUAACCUCAACGGAUUUUUGGUUCCAUGAGCCCCAUGAAACGGAUUUUUCGCCCCAUUGGUCUUGAAGAACUACAUAUGGCAGGCAUAUGGGUAUUUUUGGAGUAUUCUUUGGGUAUUCUUGAAGUAUUUUUUGGGUUCCCUGUAUUUUCUUUGUUUGGGUUAGUCUUUAUCCUCUACAAAUUAUGGCCUUGUUUCAGGCAAGUUUUUCGGUCUCG
Molecule: messenger RNA, 3295 nt
Organism: Meloidogyne enterolobii
Lineage: Eukaryota; Metazoa; Nematoda; Chromadorea; Rhabditida; Meloidogynidae
Source: the annotation of a GenBank genome assembly